Thalassophryne amazonica is the source of this 5337-nucleotide messenger RNA. Its product is annotated as peripheral plasma membrane protein CASK-like. Gene Ontology annotation, biological process: protein phosphorylation; regulation of neurotransmitter secretion. Gene Ontology annotation, cellular component: plasma membrane; cell-cell junction; basolateral plasma membrane. The record is from RefSeq and is a predicted model, not a curated record. The transcript is spliced from 28 exons. NCBI's taxonomy places the organism in Eukaryota, Metazoa, Chordata, Actinopteri, Batrachoidiformes, Batrachoididae. Bases 621 to 3443 code for a protein of 940 amino acids. Gene Ontology annotation, molecular function: ATP binding; protein kinase activity; signaling receptor binding.
AUUUUGGCUCUCAUCGAGCCAGUUUCCUGAGCGACAGAGGGCGGAGCCUGACAAAUCUGAAAGUGGGUUGGAACAGCCAGCCAGCAUCUCGGAGCAGCAGCAACGGUGGGAGAGCAGUAGUCUGUGUGGGAAUGUGAUAAAACAUCAAAUAUCCACCGGGGCGGAUGGAAUAGCAGUCGACAUGACAGUGGAAGUCUUCAGUUUGUGUUCGGGCAGCUGAAGCGGUGUGUUGACUGGGUGACAUAACGCCGCUGGUUAUCAAAGAGCCUGCGGCAAAAAAGAGCACCUUUUUCCGGUUUUCGUGGAGAAGACAAACAUGCAAAAAAGAGGGAGUAAAUUUGUGCAGCCCGGUGCGGUUCCUCUGCAGCUAGCUCGCUGGCUAGCCUGCUAGCGUUCCAGCAGAAGGUGGCGCCGCCCAGUGACAGCCUUUCAUGCUAAUGUGGCUAGCCGGCUAACGCCAACUCUUCAGUGGCCGCUGGUUUUUCCGCGCACUGUGUGUGCCUUAACAUUACUGAGAGUGGCACAGCGGUACCCCCGCUGUGAAAGCGAAGCCCUCACCGUUGAUAUUUUCUCCGUGGAGCUCGCGUGGGCGGAGAGCAUCCCCCGUUUACCUGUAGACCAUGGCGGACGACGACGUGCUGUUCGAGGAUGUCUACGAGCUGUGCGAGGUGAUCGGAAAAGGUCCCUUCAGUGUGGUGCGGCGCUGCAUCAACAGGGACACAGGUCAACAAUUUGCCGUGAAGAUCGUUGACGUGGCCAGCUUCACCUCCAGCCCUGGCCUCAGCACAGAAGACCUGAAGCGAGAGGCCAGUAUCUGCCACAUGCUGAAGCACCCCCACAUUGUGGAGCUGUUGGAGACCUACAGCUCUGAUGGCAUGCUCUACAUGGUCUUUGAAUUCAUGGAUGGCGCAGACCUGUGUUUUGAAAUUGUGAAGCGAGCUGAUGCUGGAUUUGUGUACAGUGAAGCCGUGGCCAGCCACUACAUGAGGCAGAUUUUGGAGGCACUUCGGUACUGUCAUGACAACAACGUCAUUCACCGUGAUGUGAAGCCUCACUGUGUGCUGCUGGCCUCGAAGGAAAACUCUGCUCCUGUCAAGCUGGGAGGCUUUGGAGUGGCAAUACAGCUGGGAGAGUCUGGCUUAGUAGCUGGAGGUCGAGUGGGUACUCCGCACUUCAUGGCUCCAGAGGUGGUGAAACGGGAGCCGUACGGCAAACCGGUGGAUGUUUGGGGAUGUGGAGUCAUCCUGUUCAUCCUCCUCUCUGGCUGUCUGCCUUUCUACGGCACCAAGGAACGCCUGUUUGAGGCCAUCAUCAAGGGGAGAUACAAGAUGAACCCGCGCCAGUGGGCCCAUAUUUCCGAGAGCGCUAAGGACCUGGUGAGACGCAUGCUGAUGUUGGAUCCUGCCGAGAGAAUUACCGUCUAUGAGGCCCUCAACCACCCCUGGCUGAAGGAGAGGGACAGGUACGCGUACAAGAUCCACCUGCCUGAAACGGUGGAGCAGCUGAGGAAGUUCAACGCUAGGAGGAAGCUGAAGGGUGCAGUUCUGGCCGCUGUGUCCAGUCACAAGUUCAACUCGUAUUACGGCGACCCACCUGAGGAGCUGCACGACUUCUCAGAUGAUCCCACCUCCUCAGGACUGCUAGCUGCUGAAACAGGGGCAGUCUCCCAGGUUUUGGACAGUCUAGAGGAGAUUCAUGCGUUGACAGAUUGCAGUGAGAAGGACAUGGACUUCCUUCAUAGCGUCUUCCAGGACCAGCAUCUUCACACCCUGUUAGAUCUUUAUGACAAGAUCAACACCAGGUCCUCUCCUCAGAUCAGGAAUCCUCCGAGUGACGGCGUGCAGAGAGCCAAAGAGGUACUGGAGACCAUCUCCUGUUACCCAGAGAACAUGGAGGCCAAGGAGCUGCGGAGGAUCCUCACACAACCACAUUUCAUGGCUCUGCUACAGACCCAUGACGUGGUGGCCCAUGAGGUCUAUAGUGAUGAGGCGCUGAGGGUGACCCCACCGCCUACGUCACCAUAUCUGAAUGGAGACUCUCCAGACAGCACCAACGGAGACAUGGACCUGGAAAACGUCACCAGGGUUCGCCUAGUCCAGUUCCAGAAGAACACAGACGAGCCCAUGGGCAUUACUCUGAAAAUGAAUGACCUCAACCACUGUAUCGUGGCCCGUAUCAUGCAUGGCGGAAUGAUUCAUCGGCAAGGCACUCUGCAUGUAGGAGAUGAGAUUCGAGAGAUUAAUGGCAUCAGUGUGGCCAAUCAGACAGUAGAGCAGCUCCAGAAGAUGUUGAGGGAGAUGAGGGGUAGCAUCACUUUCAAGAUUGUACCCAGUUACCGGUCUCAAUCCAUGUCUUGUGAGAAGGAGUCACCAGAUUUGUCCCAGCAGUCGCCUGCUAACGGUCACGCGAGUGUCACCAGCUCUAUCCUGGAUCUGCCAUCCACAAUUCAGCCUAAAGGCCGUCAGAUCUCCAGAUCUGCUAUCAAGGACAAAUUGUCCAUCAAGAUAUAUGUGCGUGCUCAGUUUGAGUAUGAUCCAGCAAAAGAUGACCUUAUCCCUUGUAAAGAGGCGGGCAUUCGCUUCCGGGUGGGUGACAUCAUUCAGAUCAUCUCCAAGGACGACCACAACUGGUGGCAGGGAAAGCUGGAGAACACAAAGAAUGGCACAGCAGGCCUCAUCCCUUCACCGGAACUGCAGGAGUGGCGAGUGGCAUGUAUAGCAAUGGAGAAAACCAAACAGGAACAACAAGCUAGUUGCACCUGGUUUGGCAAGAAGAAGAAACAGUACAAAGACAAGUACUUGGCCAAGCAUAAUGCAGUCUUUGACCAAUUAGACCUGGUGACAUAUGAGGAAGUGGUCAAACUGCCGUCAUUCAAGAGGAAAACACUGGUUUUGCUUGGUGCUCAUGGAGUCGGGAGGAGACACAUCAAGAACACACUCAUCACUAAACAUCCUGAGCGCUUUGCCUACCCCAUCCCUCACACGACUCGGUCUCCUAAGAAGGACGAGGAGAAUGGAAAGAACUACUACUUUGUAUCUCAUGACCAGAUGAUGCAGGACAUCAGCAACAACGACUACCUGGAGUAUGGCAGCCAUGAGGAUGCCAUGUAUGGAACCAGAUUGGAGACCAUCAGGCAGAUCCACGGACAGGGCAUGAUCGCCAUCCUGGAUGUGGAGCCGCAGGCACUAAAGAUCCUCAGAACAGCAGAGUUUGCUCCCUACGUUGUAUUCAUCGCGGCCCCCAACUUAACCCCAACCAUGACAGAGGACGACUCCCUUGAGCGGCUCCAGAAAGAAUCAGAGAUGCUGCAGCAGACCUACGUGCACUACUUUGACCAGACCAUCAUCAACAAUGAGAUCGACGACACCAUUCGCCUGCUGGAGGAGGCUGUGGACCUGGUGUGCACCACUCCACAGUGGGUCCCCGUCUCCUGGGUCUACUGACACACUAUUACUUUUAGCUCAUUAAAUUACCCUGAAGAUCCACUACAGACGCUAAACUUUGGUCACCUCGGCCCAAAACACACGUCUUUGUAGACGAGCUGUUGCUGACCCUGUUUUCAGCUACAGCCUGAAAGGCAUAUUGUUGUGUACAUAUAUACAUAUAUAAAUACUAAAAGCUAAAUGAAUAUGUUUCUGUCCUUACAUAGCUGAAGGAAGAGAAGAGUCAAUGUGGUAGAUAUUUUGUACUUUUCUUUUGUACUGACAGACAGGCGGUGAUACCGGCAAGGCAAUAGUGAGCAUGACCGUCAGGCCGCCUUGUGUAUGUCGACCUUUUAAGACACCUCUCUUUUCACGUCAUCGUCCUCUAAUCUUGCCGGCCCCUGUGACAAACAAGCCGAGCUCUGAAGCACAGUGGAAGCUGCUGUGGUGGUGACGACAUGGAGGAAAAAAAAAGCACAGCGAACACGGUAGUUUCCUCCUCCAUAACCCUGUGUGCCUGUGGCUUUGUUGAAGGAGCACACCACGUCCCUGUGUCGCCGUCUUAAACCCUCCCUGUAGUCUUUGUUUACAUCUCAGUUUGCACAAAAUGGACAAAGACAUGGACUGCCAUCGGUUUUAGUUUAGUCUUUCAGAAGAGGAGCAGGAACACUUGGUUUUUUUAAGGGGACUCAAUUAUGAAAAUGCACUGGCACCCAUGGCUAAAAAUGGCUCUUGAACUGGAAGAAGACCAAAAAAGGAAUACAAGCAACAAACUGCCUUACUAGAGCCCCAGGGAACAAGUCGCUAACACCUAUGCACACCCCUGGAUCCUCCCAGGCCGACCACCGCCAGAGAUGUUUGUCAUUUUGAGCCUUGCUCGUUCAGUUAAAAAAAAAAAAAAAAAAAAAGUGAACAAUGAGGGCCUCCUGAUGUAGGGCAAACCUCAUCCUAGAGCAACUGUUUGGGAAAUGUUAACUGUUGUCUUUACAAAAAAAAAAACUAUAUCUAAGGAGUAUUAGUGUUUUGAAGGAGCAAAAAUAACUCAACUCUUUGUGUAAAUGUUUCAAUGGUGCGUACGUCAUACGAGUGAAUUACCAAGAGCCAGUGUAUAUUAAUCCUUAAAAGAAGCUCCGUAUGUGACAUAACCUCUUCACGCUUUACCAGAAGUGGUGUAACACGGCCCCACCUGCAGGAACGCAAAAGCACACAGAGCGGUUCAGUCAAAAAAUACAACAAAAUACAAAGCAAGCCAGAGCUGGGCUUUCUAACUCUGCAGGUGCAGCCGGUGGCACCACUUCAGCUAAAGUUUUCAUUUCAAGUCCUGUGUAAAUUUCCUCUGCAAAAGAUAAAAGCAGCUAUUCUGUAUGAAUUUUUUUUAAAUUUCAUUUUUAAGAAAAUAUAUUUCCUUUUAUGUGUUUAAACUGCUUUGUCUUCUUUGUAACGUGUGAAAGCACCUGCUAAUGUGUGUGAGAUAAAUUUUAAGCACAGUAUUAUCCCAAAAUGUCCUGCAGUACUGUCGUCGUGCACGAUUGUGAGUCUAAAAUGCCAGAAAACUGCCUUUUCAGUACUGCUUGGGAUCAUUGGCAUUGAUCAGAUUUUUUUUUUUUAUAACACAAAGCUUGGUUACAUUAUUGCUAUAGAGGAAAUGAUGCGUGACAUCACACCUGCUGAACACGUGAACGGGCUGGAGGGCAGAAAGCCACCAUUGUUGAGUUGUUGUUUACCUCAAGCGUGCUAUUGAAAUUUGCUGUGAUUAGGAGAGCGAAAAUGACCUCAACUCUUCAUGUACACCAGUGGUUAACACGUGUCAUGCCGUAGGAUAUACCAACAGGAGUAAAAGGGUCAGGUGUGAAAUUUACCUUUUUCCAGCAGACAGAGUGGCAUCAGAGAUGGAUUAAAAUGUAUUUAAUUGGCA